UGCCUCAAGUCCGACGACAGCGCUGUCUGCUCGGCUGGUGGAGGAAGAGGAGGACACGCAACCAGGAGCCCCCAACACCAGCACAUUGAAUUCCGCGAUUUUUUCAAAAGAACAGUAUCCUCGGCGUAUGCGGCCGCUUUUUGUGGAGUGCGCAGUCGAUGAGUUUCUGAGAGACUUGUAAGUGGAGUAUGACUCUGGAGUGAGCAACCAGGGGGUGCCUCCUGCGUCCUUUAACCAGAACAACGCUGGGGAAGUGAACCGAUUCUGCGGGUCUGCUCGAUUCCGUUCCUUCCUCCGGGAGAAUGGAUGCGCGCAUGGGGCUGGGAAACUAAUGCCCGUGAGUUGGGAUCGACCCUGAGUCAUGGAACUAAUGGUUCUGUCUGCAGGAACGCGUAGUAUCGACGAGGCAGAGGCGCACACUACUGCACGAAAAGCACACAUUUUUUCGAUUACCUUUUAAACCAUCGGGAGCAUGCAUCGGAACCACGGUGGUCUUUGUGUCGCCCAGUGCCCGGUUUCGGGGGGCCUCCUCUAAAAGGGUGUCGGUUCCUGGAGCUUUUGGGUGCCGACCUAAACACAUAUUUUAUUUUUUGCACUGGAAAAAGGGCACGAUUUUUGGAGCGAUCGACAUGUAAAGAUGAGCCCAGAUGUUUCGACCAGAGCCACUGACCGUUGACUCCUCAGCUCUCAGCUCUCCCUCGGCAGAACACUGAACUCCGCCGCUAUCAGGAACAAAAAGCUCCCGAUGCCAGGAGGCCUGACCUCCCAACGCACUAGAAUGGCUUCCCCACUGUGGAGGUGUCUGCUGCUGCCCUGCCUGCUGCAGCUCCUUGUGUACACCAACGGCUCCGAGGGUUUCAGCCGUGCUGCCUUGCCCUUCGGGCUGGUCAGGCGGGAGCUCUCGUGCGAGGGCUACGCCAUCGAGCUGCGCUGCCCAGGAAGCGACGUCAUCAUGAUCGAGACGGCCAACUACGGCCGCACCGACGACAAGAUCUGCGACGCCGACCCCUUCCAGAUGGAGAACGUCCAGUGCUACCUCCCCGACGCCUACAAGAUCAUAUCGCAGAGGUGCAACAACCGUACCCAGUGUGUGGUUGUCACGGGCUCCGAUGUGUUUCCGGACCCAUGCCCCGGCACCUACAAGUACUUAGAGGUCCAGUAUGAGUGUGUUCCUUAUAUCUUUAUCUGCCCUGGCACGCUGAAGGGCAUCGGAGCGCCCACCUUCGUCUUCGAAGCCGAGCAGCAGGCGGGCGCCUGGUGCAAGGACCCCCUGCAGGCGGCCGAGAAGGUGUUCUUCAUGCCCUGGACGCCGUACCGCACGGACACGCUCAUCGAGUACGCCUCGCUGGACGACUUCAAGAGCGGCCGGCAGACCACCACCUACAAGCUGCCGCACCGCGUGGACGGCACGGGCUUCGUGGCCUACGACGGCGCCAUCUUCUUCAACAAGGAGCGCACGCGCAACAUCGUCAAGUUCGACCUGCGCACGCGCAUCAAGAGCGGCGAGGCCAUCGUCAACAACGCCAACUACCACGACACCUCGCCGUACCGCUGGGGCGGCAAGACGGACAUCGACCUGGCGGUGGACGAGCGGGGCCUCUGGGUGAUCUACGCCACGGAGCAGAACAACGGCCGCAUGGUGGUGAGCCAGCUCAACCCGUACACACUGCGCUUCGAGGCCACGUGGGAGACGGCGUACGACAAGCGCUCGGCGUCCAACGCCUUCAUGGUGUGCGGCGUGCUGCACGUGGUGCGCUCCACCUACGAGGAGAACGAGAGCGAGGCCAGCCGCAGCCACAUCGACUACACCUACAACACCAAGCUGAGCCUGGGCGAGUACACCGACAUCGCCUUCCCCAACCAGUACCAGUACAUCGCCGCCGUGGAUUACAACCCGCGCGACAACCAGCUGUACGUGUGGAAUAACUUCAACGUGCUCCGCUACGACCUGGAGUUCGGCCCCCCGGAUCCGGCGGAAGGUGCAACAACCGUACCCAGUGUGUGGUUGUCACGGGCUCCGAUGUGUUUCCGGACCCAUGCCCCGGCACCUACAAGUACUUAGAGGUCCAGUAUGAGUGUGUUCCUUAUAUCUUUAUCUGCCCUGGCACGCUGAAGGGCAUCGGAGCGCCCACCUUCGUCUUCGAAGCCGAGCAGCAGGCGGGCGCCUGGUGCAAGGACCC
Messenger RNA from Gadus chalcogrammus (walleye pollock), 2180 nucleotides. It is a transcript of the gene adgrl2b.1, whose product is annotated as adhesion G protein-coupled receptor L2b, tandem duplicate 1. Lineage: Eukaryota; Metazoa; Chordata; Actinopteri; Gadiformes; Gadidae. The record is from RefSeq and is a predicted model, not a curated record. The transcript is spliced from 7 exons. Gene Ontology annotation, biological process: signal transduction. Gene Ontology annotation, molecular function: carbohydrate binding; G protein-coupled receptor activity. The coding region runs from base 746 to 2062 and encodes 438 amino acids. Gene Ontology annotation, cellular component: membrane.